AAUUAGGUGACAUUCCAAAAUGGCUAAAAAAGAAGGGGUCCAUUUACAACUCAUAGUUUGAUUCCCUUUGGUUCUAAAAUCCGCUCUGACAGCCUACACUGACACCCAAAAAUAAACAAAGUCAAAACCCCCCCAAAAAGAAGAAAACAUCUUUCAUCUUUCCUUUCUUCUCCGUCUCUAAUUCUUUUUUUUUUCAUAAUUCUAUCAUCAUACUAGUGUUUGAUUUGCCUUAGCUUCAAGGUUACCUUUCAUCGUAUUCACACAGUUAUUUUACACCCAAAUUCCCUACUGUAUUCAUCAUUCCAAAACCCAUUUGGGAAUUUGAUUGCUUUUAUGGCCGUUUCACCACCGGAUUCAUUCCCGCCCAGAAAACGGCGGCCCGGGUACUUUUUCCCAGACAAGAAUGAGAAUCUGCUCCACUCCCUCUUGCUUCUCUCCAAAGAAAUCAGCUCCUUUCUGCCCCACGAAUUCCUGUUACGGCGCACCUCCGCUUCAGCCAUCCGGAAAACCCGGCUUCUCUCCGUCUUAUUCGAAGACCUCCUCCAAUCCUCUGCCCCCGUUUUCCCGCCUUCCGCCGCCUUAUGUUUUGAGGAAUUGUUCUUGCUAAUCCAGCGAAUUAAAUCAUUGCUGGAAGAUUGCUUCAAUUCUAGUAACACCUGGCUCCUGAUUCAGAGCCAGUCCGUUUCCGCUUCCUUUCACGAUAUCACUCUGGAAUUGUCCACCAUCCUGGACGUCUUCCCCGCCGGUGCCGGAAACCCCCUGAAUCUCUGCCGGGAUGUUCGAGAAUUGGUGGGUCUGAUUAGGAAACAGUGCUUCAAGGAGAAGGGAGCUUAUCACCUAGAUCCCGAAGAUGAGGUUCUCCGGCAACAGGUCCUCGAAAUGCUGGAAACUAUCAAGGAAGAAAUCGUUCCGGAUCAUUCCAAACUGGCCCACAUAUUCGAGAGCCUCGGACUCCGAGAUUCCGCCGGUUGUCGGGACGAAAUGGAGAGCCUGGAGGAGGAGGUCGUCAAACAAACCGACCCGAAUUCCAAAUCCCGGGUCGUCGCUCUGAUUGGCCUAGUUCGUUACGGUAAGUGCGUCUUGUACGGAGCUUCCACCCCGUCGUCGGGUGGAUUCCGGCGGAGCCGGUGGAGUAAGUCGGCUUCUUUUGAUUUGAAUCAUGUUCCGGCGGAUUUCAGGUGCCCCAUCUCCUUGGAUUUGAUGCGGGACCCGGUCGUGGUGGCGACCGGUCAAACCUACGACCGGCAGUCCAUCGUCCAGUGGAUUGAGUCCGGUCACGAGACGUGUCCCAAAACCGGUCAACGGCUUGCCCACACCGGUCUCAUACCCAACAAGGGUCUCUACAACACGAUUGCGGCGUGGUGCCGGGAGCAACGGAUUCCGUUCGAGCCGGCGGCCGAGACCGUCGUGAAGUCAAACGGCGGCGCGAGGGUGGGUGGGGUCAACAAGGCGGCGCUGGAGGCUACGAAGAUGACGGUGUCGUUUUUGACCGGUAGACUCGCCGACGAACAGCCCGUGGAGAUGGCGAACCGGAUAGUUCACGAGCUUCGGGUCCUAGCAAAGACUGAUUCCGACAGCCGGAGCUGCAUCGCGGAGGCCGGAGCCUUACCUUUACUGGUCAAAUUCCUAGGUUCGGAGCAGCCGAGCCUGCAGGUUAACGCCGUGACAACCAUUCUUAACCUGUCCAUUCUAGAAGCGAACAAGACCAGGAUCAUGGAGACUGACGGCGUCUUAAACGGCGUGAUCGAGGUCUUAAGAUCAGGUGCCACCUGGGAAGCCAAAGGGAACGCGGCGGCUACUAUAUUUAGUUUGACCGGGGUCUAUGCGUACAAGAAAAAGCUAGGUAGGAAAACACGUGUAGUGAAAGGAUUGGUGGAACUGGCGAGGCACGGGCCCGCAGGCUCCAAGCGGGAUGCCAUGUUGGCCAUCUUGAACCUAACUGGAGACAGGGAAUCCGUGUUGAAGCUGAUUGAGGCUGGAGUGGUGGAGAUGGCUGCGCAAGUAAUGUCGUGUGGCGGUGGCGGGGUAUUGACGGAGGAUGCCGUGACGAUACUGGAAAUGGUGGUGAAGAAAGGCGGGUUGAUGGCGGUGGCUGCUGCAUACAAUGUGAUCCAUGUAUUGGCGGUGGCUGCCCUGAGAGAGGGCAGCGACAGGGCGAGAGAAAGCGCCGCGGCCACGUUGGUGAAUAUGUGUAGGAAGGGAGGAUCAGAGAUGGUGGCAGCAUUAGCCGCGGUACCUGGAGUGGAGAGAGUGAUAUGGGAAAUAAUGGGAAUGGGAGGGACUGCCAGGGGAAGGAGAAAGGCGGCGACAUUGUUGAGGCUUCUGAGGAGAUGGGCUGCAGGGCUAGAUGAUGGACAAGAGCACCGUGGAGAUGACACUAGUACUACAAACGUGGAUAUGAUUAGUGUUGCUGCUGCCACUUCGAGUACAACUUCAACCCGAAUAAUUUUGCCAGGCUGAUGAUAUGACUUGUGUCAUCAUCUCAACUGUGAUUUAUGAUUUUGAUCCAUUCUUUCAUUCUUUCAUUUGUUUUUCUCUUGUAAACAAUUCAAUGCCACUGAUAGGUCCAUACUGAUCUAAGUUGUGUCAUGAUUGGAUUUCAGCUUUGUGUUUAUUUAUAUGCCCGUACUUCUUGCUUCUUUUUGUCCAAAUCAUUCAAAUGUUGUCCUCAUUUCAAGCUUAAUUGCUCUUGGUUCCUGUCAUACAAGCUGAUUUUUUAGUCAUUUGGCUGGAAUCUAAUGGGCGAGUCCGCAGUAUCAUGACUUUGAUAAUGCUGUGAAUUGGCUACUAGAUUCAUACUCUGAUCCCG
This is a messenger RNA of Oldenlandia corymbosa var. corymbosa, 2809 nucleotides long. Lineage: Eukaryota; Viridiplantae; Streptophyta; Magnoliopsida; Gentianales; Rubiaceae. The record is from the annotation of a GenBank genome assembly.